CGCUGCCUUCUGCUUCUCUCUCCGCGGGCCCCCCCGCGCCAGACGGCCCGCCCCCGGGGCGCGCUCGCAGACCGAGAUAUGAGGAUCAGUGAUGCAGACUGCUGGGUUCGAUAAAGCUGGGCAUUUAUAACUAGAUUCAUUAAGGAAUACAAAGAAAAUAUCUAAAGGGAUCAAUAAUGGUGUCUUCUGGUUGCAGAAUGCGAAGUCUGUGGUUUGUCAUUGUAAUCAGCUUCUUACCGAAUACAGAAGGUUUCAGCAGAGCAGCUUUACCCUUCGGGUUAGUUAGGCGAGAAUUAUCCUGCGAAGGUUAUUCUAUAGAUCUGCGAUGUCCGGGCAGCGAUGUCAUCAUGAUUGAGAGCGCGAACUAUGGUCGAACAGAUGACAAGAUUUGUGAUGCUGACCCAUUUCAGAUGGAGAAUACAGAUUGCUACCUCCCAGAUGCCUUCAAAAUUAUGACUCAAAGGUGCAACAAUAGAACACAGUGUAUAGUAGUUACUGGGUCAGAUGUAUUUCCUGAUCCGUGUCCUGGAACAUACAAAUACCUUGAAGUCCAGUAUGAAUGUGUCCCUUACAAAGUGGAGCAAAAAGUUUUUGUGUGCCCUGGAACCUUGAAAGCAAUUGUGGAUUCACCGUGUAUAUAUGAAGCUGAACAAAAGGCAGGUGCUUGGUGCAAGGACCCUCUUCAGGCUGCAGAUAAAAUUUAUUUCAUGCCCUGGACUCCCUAUCGUACUGAUACUUUAAUAGAAUAUGCUUCUUUAGAAGAUUUCCAAAACAGCCGCCAAACAACAACGUACAAACUUCCAAAUCGAGUAGAUGGUACUGGAUUUGUGGUAUACGAUGGUGCUGUCUUCUUUAACAAAGAGAGAACGAGGAAUAUUGUGAAAUUUGACUUGAGGACUAGAAUUAAGAGUGGAGAGGCCAUAAUUAACUAUGCCAACUAUCAUGAUACCUCACCAUAUAGAUGGGGAGGAAAGACUGAUAUCGACCUAGCAGUUGAUGAAAAUGGCUUAUGGGUCAUUUAUGCCACUGAACAGAACAAUGGGAUGAUAGUUAUUAGCCAACUAAAUCCAUACACUCUUCGAUUUGAAGCAACGUGGGAGACUGUGUAUGACAAACGUGCUGCAUCAAAUGCUUUUAUGAUCUGUGGAGUCCUUUAUGUGGUCAGGUCAGUGUAUCAAGAUAAUGAGAGCGAAACAGGCAAGAAUGCAAUUGAUUACAUUUACAAUACCCGAUUAAACCGAGGAGAAUAUGUAGAUGUUCCUUUCCCCAACCAAUACCAGUACAUUGCUGCAGUGGAUUACAAUCCUAGAGACAACCAACUCUACGUGUGGAACAAUAACUUCAUUUUACGGUACUCUCUGGAGUUUGGUCCACCGGAUCCUGCCCAAGUGCCUACCACAGCUGUGACAAUAACUUCUUCAGCUGAGCUGUUCAAAACCACAGUACCAACCACAAGCACUACUUCACAGAAAGUCCCCAUGAGCACAACUGUAGCUGGAUCACAGGAAGGAAGCAAAGGGACAAAACCACCUCCAGCAGUUUCUACAACCAAAAUUCCUCCUGUAACAAAUAUUUUUCCCCUGCCAGAGAGAUUCUGCGAGGCAUUAGACGCGAGGGGGAUAAAGUGGCCUCAGACACAAAGGGGAAUGAUGGUUGAACGACCAUGUCCCAAGGGAACAAGAGGAACUGCCUCCUAUCUCUGCAUGGUUUCCACUGGAACAUGGAACCCUAAGGGCCCCGAUCUUAGUAACUGUACCUCACACUGGGUAAAUCAGCUGGCUCAGAAGAUCAGAAGUGGAGAAAACGCGGCUAGUCUUGCCAAUGAACUGGCUAAACAUACCAAAGGCCCGGUGUUCGCUGGAGAUGUGAGUUCUUCUGUGAGAUUGAUGGAGCAGUUGGUGGACAUUCUUGACGCACAGCUGCAGGAACUGAAGCCCAGUGAGAAGGAUUCCGCUGGACGGAGUUAUAACAAGCUCCAAAAACGAGAGAAGACAUGCAGGGCUUACCUUAAGGCAAUUGUCGACACAGUGGACAAUCUCCUGAGACCUGAAGCUUUGGAAUCAUGGAAACACAUGAACUCUUCUGAACAAGCGCACACAGCAACAAUGUUACUCGAUACAUUGGAAGAAGGUGCCUUUGUCCUCGCGGACAAUCUUGUAGAACCAACCAGGGUCUCAAUGCCCACAGAAAAUAUUGUUCUGGAAGUUGCUGUGCUCAGUACAGAAGGACAGGUUCAGGACUUUAAGUUUCCUCUGGGCAUCAAAGGAGCAGGCAGUUCAAUCCAACUUUCUGCAAAUACUGUCAAACAGAACAGCAGGAACGGGCUUGCAAAGUUGGUGUUCAUCAUUUACCGGAGUUUGGGACAGUUCCUAAGUACAGAAAACGCAACCAUUAAACUGGGGGCUGACUUUAUUGGUCGGAAUAGCACCAUUGCAGUGAAUUCCCACGUCAUUUCAGUUUCAAUCAACAAAGAAUCCAGCCGAGUAUACUUGACAGAUCCUGUGCUUUUUACCCUGCCACACAUUGAUCCUGACAAUUAUUUCAAUGCAAACUGCUCCUUCUGGAACUACUCAGAGAGAACUAUGAUGGGAUAUUGGUCUACCCAGGGCUGCAAGCUGGUUGACACUAAUAAAACUCGUACGACGUGUGCAUGCAGCCACCUAACCAAUUUUGCAAUUCUCAUGGCCCACAGGGAAAUUGCAUAUAAAGAUGGAGUUCACGAAUUACUCCUUACAGUCAUCACCUGGGUGGGAAUUGUCAUUUCUCUUGUUUGCCUGGCUAUAUGCAUCUUCACCUUCUGCUUUUUCCGUGGUCUACAGAGUGACCGCAAUACUAUUCACAAGAACCUUUGUAUCAACCUUUUCAUUGCGGAAUUUAUUUUCCUAAUAGGCAUUGACAAGACGAAAUAUAUGAUUGCUUGUCCAAUAUUUGCAGGACUUCUACACUUUUUCUUUUUGGCCGCUUUUGCGUGGAUGUGCCUAGAAGGUGUACAACUCUAUCUAAUGUUAGUUGAAGUUUUUGAAAGUGAAUAUUCAAGGAAGAAAUAUUAUUAUGUUGCCGGUUACUUGUUUCCUGCCACAGUGGUUGGAGUUUCAGCUGCUAUUGACUAUAAGAGCUAUGGAACAGAAAAAGCUUGCUGGCUUCACGUUGAUAACUACUUUAUAUGGAGUUUCAUUGGACCAGUUACCUUCAUUAUUCUGCUAAAUAUUAUCUUCCUGGUGAUCACAUUAUGCAAAAUGGUGAAGCACUCAAACACUUUGAAACCAGAUUCUAGCAGGUUGGAAAACAUUAAUAAUUACCGUGUUUGUGAUGGCUACUAUAAUACGGACUUACCUGGGUCUUGGGUGCUUGGCGCUUUUGCUCUUCUAUGUCUUCUUGGCCUAACCUGGUCAUUUGGGUUGCUUUUUAUUAAUGAGGAGACUAUUGUGAUGGCAUAUCUCUUCACCAUCUUUAAUGCUUUCCAGGGAGUGUUCAUUUUCAUCUUUCACUGUGCGCUCCAAAAGAAAGUACGCAAGGAAUACGGCAAGUGCUUCAGACACUCCUAUUGCUGCGGCGGCCUCCCAACCGAGAGCCCCCACAGUUCCGUGAAGGCGUCAACCACCAGAACCAGUGCUCGCUACUCCUCUGGCACUCAGAGUCGUAUAAGAAGGAUGUGGAAUGACACUGUGAGAAAACAGUCUGAAUCUUCUUUUAUCUCAGGUGACAUCAAUAGCACUUCAACACUUAAUCAAGGAAUGACUGGCAAUUACCUACUAACAAACCCUCUUCUUCGACCCCACGGCACUAACAACCCCUAUAACACAUUGCUCGCUGAAACAGUUGUAUGUAAUGCCCCUUCAGCUCCUGUAUUUAACUCACCAGGACAUUCACUGAACAAUGCCAGGGAUACAAGUGCCAUGGAUACUCUACCGCUAAAUGGUAAUUUUAACAACAGCUACUCACUGCGCAAGGGGGACUAUAAUGACAGCGUGCAGGUCGUGGACUGUGGACUAAGUCUGAAUGACGCUGCCUUUGAGAAGAUGAUCAUUUCAGAAUUAGUGCACAACAACCUUCGGGGCGGCGGCAAGACCCACAACCUUGAGCUCGCCUUACCAGUCAAGCCUGUGAUUGGCGGAAGCAGCAGCGAAGACGACGCCAUCGUGGCGGACGCUUCGUCUUUGAUGCACAGCGACAACCCAGGGCUGGAGCUCCAUCACAAGGAGCUCGAGGCCCCGCUCAUCCCCCAGCGGACUCACUCCCUUCUGUACCAGCCCCAGAAGAAAGUGAAGCCCCAGGGGACUGACAGCUACGUCUCCCAGCUGACAGCCGAGGCUGAGGACCACCUGCAGUCCCCCAACAGGGACUCUCUCUACACAAGCAUGCCCAAUCUCAGAGACUCUCCCUACCAGGAGAGCAGCCCCGACAUGGAAGAAGACCUGUCUCCCUCCAGGAGGAGUGAGAACGAGGACAUUUACUAUAAAAGCAUGCCAAAUCUCGGAGCUGGCCAUCAGCUUCAGAUGUGUUAUCAGAUCAGCAGGGGCAAUAGUGAUGGUUACAUAAUCCCCAUUAACAAGGAAGGGUGUAUUCCUGAAGGAGACGUUAGAGAAGGACAAAUGCAGCUGGUAACGAGUCUUUGAUAGUGCAGCCAAGGGGUCCCGGGGCCACAGGCAAGUGUUGUUGAAGACUCGGCUGGCCCGCGCAGCGCCUCCGACUCUGCAGGAAGAGACGGCUCUGUGACCUGUGGGUCUCCAGUGUAAAAAGAUGACUGAACCUCGAAGUUCUGUGAAUUUUUAUAAAACGUACAAAAACUUUGUAUAUACACAGAGUAUACGAAAAUGAUUAUUUGUUACAGAGAAAAGAGAUGCCAACCAGGUAUUUUAAGAUUCUGCUGCUGUUUAGAGAAAUUGUGAAGCAAGCAAAACAAAACUUUCCAGCCAUUUUACCGCAGCAGUCUGUGAACUAAAUUUGUAAAUACGGCUGCACCGUUUUUGUAGGCCUGCAUUGUAUUAUAUACAAGACGUAGGCUUUAAAAUCCUGUGGGACAAAUUUACUGUACCUUACUGUUCCUGACAAGACUUGGAAAAGCAGGAGAGAGAUUCUGCGUCAGUUUGCAGCUCACUGCAAAUCUUUUACAUUAAGGCAAAGAUUGAAAACAUGUUUAACCACUAGCAAUCAAGCCACAGGCCUUAUUUCAUAUGCUUUCCUCAACUGUACAAUGAACUAUUCUCAUGAAAAACGGCUAAAGAAAUUAUAUUUUGUUCUAUUGCUAGGGUAAAAUAAAUACAUUUGUGUCCAACGGAAAUAUAAUUGUCAUUAAAAUAAUUUUAAAGAGUUUGAAGAAAAUAUUGUGAAAAGCUCUUGGUUGCACAUAUGUUAUGAAAUGUUCUUUCUUACACUCUGUCAUGGUAAGUUCUACCCAUUUUCACUUAUUUUCCACUGUACACAGUGUUCUGCUUUGACGAGUUCGUCUUUAUUCUUACAUUUAAAUUUCUUAUUGCCAAAAGAACGCGUUCUGUGGGGGGAAAGAAAACUCUUUGAAGCCAGUUACGCCAUGCCUUGCACAAAUGUGGUGAAAUCUAGAAAAGGGUGUGUGUUCCCCCUCUGUUUAUUCUUGAACAGAGGGCAGUGAGGGCACUGGGCACUUCUCACAAACUUCCUAGUGAACAAAAGGUGCCUAUUCUUUUUUAAAAAAUAAAAUAAAACCUAAAUAUUACUCUUCCAUAUUCCUUCUGCCUAUAUUUAGUAAUUAAUUUAUUUUAUGAUAAAGUUCUAAUGAAAUGUAAAUUGUUUCAGCAAAAUUCUGCUUUUCUUUUCAUCCCUUUGUGUAAACCUGUUAAUAAUGAGCCCAUCACUAAUAUCCAGUGUAAAGUUUAACACGGUUUGACAGUAAAUAAAUGUGAAUUUUUUUCAAGUA
Suricata suricatta (meerkat) is the source of this 5893-nucleotide messenger RNA. It is a transcript of the gene ADGRL2, whose product is annotated as adhesion G protein-coupled receptor L2. The record is from RefSeq and is a predicted model, not a curated record. The transcript is spliced from 24 exons. Bases 177 to 4616 code for a protein of 1479 amino acids. Gene Ontology annotation, biological process: brain development; adenylate cyclase-activating G protein-coupled receptor signaling pathway; cell surface receptor signaling pathway. Gene Ontology annotation, molecular function: carbohydrate binding; G protein-coupled receptor activity. Gene Ontology annotation, cellular component: neuron projection; membrane. NCBI's taxonomy places the organism in Eukaryota, Metazoa, Chordata, Mammalia, Carnivora, Herpestidae.